AUGGAGGGCAGGCCGACUGCGCCGGCGAGGGUGUCGAUGUUCCGGAGGCUGAUGGUGCGGGUGACCCCGGCCGAGCGCCUGGUCGGGGACGGCAAGGAGAGAGAGAAGGACGAGAAGCCGGCGGCAUCCGGCGGCGCCGGAGCGGAGGCGGAUGUCGGGUCGGUGGCGCUGGACAAGAUGGUGAUCAGCUUCAUGGAGGAGUCCUCCGCGGCCGUGGAGCGGCCGCCGCGCGGGCGAUGCAGCAGCUGCUUUAACGGCAACCAGGACGGCAGCGACGACGAGGACUUCGACUUCCUGCCCUCCGCCUCCGCCCCCGCCGCCGCGCCGGCCGCGGCCGGCGACGCCUUGGAGCUGCUCAAGGGCCUGGUGCAGUGCGCGAGCACGGCGGAGCGGAACCUCCUGGCGGACGCGUCGCGGAUCGCGGAGCGCUGCGGCAAGGGCUCCGGCUCCGGGCGGAAGACGGCGGACAUCCGCCGCGCCGUGGCGGACGGGCUCCGCGCGCUCGGGUACGACGCGGCGGUGUGCACGUCGCGGUGGGACAAGACCCCCUCCCACCCGGCCGGCGAGCACGAGUACAUCGACGCUGUGGUGGAGUCCGUGCCCGGCGCCCGGCUUGUGGUGGAGGUGGACUUCCGGUCGGAGUUCGAGGUGGCGCGGCCCACCAAGGCGUACCGCGCGGCGCUGCAGGCGCUGCCGCCUCUGUUCGUGGGCACUCCCGACCGGCUGGGCCGGAUCGUGGCCGUCGUGGCGGAGGCCGCGCGGCAGAGCCUCCGCAAGCGCGGGCUCCACUUCCCGCCGUGGCGCAAGCACGAGUACAUGCGGGCCAAGUGGCUGUCCCCGCACGCCCGCAGCAGCGGUAACGGCAGUAGCCCGGACAAGACGCCGGCGCCGGCGACGGCGCUCGCCACGCCGAUAUCCGCCGCCAACUUCUCCGGCGAGUUCGAGCUGCGGUUCGACGAGAAGCCGAAGGCGUCCGCCGCCGACAUUCCCGGCGGAGAAGAAGACGGGGCAGACAAGAAGAUCACGGUCGUGGUGUCGCCGACGCCGGAGGAGCCCGGGGCGGCUAGCAAGCUGGGGCUGAGCCCGCAGCCGCCGCAGGCCAAGAGGAAGGUGGUGACCGGGCUGGCGUCCCUGCUGCUGCUGGCCAGCUGA
Miscanthus lutarioriparius is the source of this 1152-nucleotide messenger RNA. Lineage: Eukaryota; Viridiplantae; Streptophyta; Magnoliopsida; Poales; Poaceae. The record is from the annotation of a GenBank genome assembly.